GAAAUAAUCUCGUGGAGGCAACGGACGUGACCGUUGCACUGUACUGUACUUGGCUUUUUUUUCUUUUCUUGUAAAAUCCUGUAACUCAUUAGAUAGUAGUAGUAGUUAUUGAGAAGCUUCACAAAACCUCCGACGACGGGACGCUUGGCGGUUCCAGGGGCUCCGACACUAGAUAGACUAACGGUCGCCGACACGCCCCAGAGCGCGUCUCCUUGAUCGACCGCCCGGAUGCUUGACCGUAGACUGGCCUCCCCGCUUUCAAUAGAACAUGCUGCCCUUGGGGAAUCAUGGACUUUUGGUCUCGUCUCAUUGGCGGUUCCCGCUCGCUGUCGUCCAAGACGCUGCGAACAAAUACGCCUGCGGAGCGACUGGCAGCCUUUAAACGGACAUGCAAUACACUGCAGCAAAUAUGGCGGACUAGCAAUUCUCCCUCCAGCGAGCUGGGUGCGACGGCUCACGCGCGCAAUUGCCUCGAUCGUCUGAAUACAGUGCUCAGUGACGAGUCUCGAGGACCAGCUCCCCAUCCCUGCCUGGCGUAUGCUUCGACAUCCCAGAUCUAUGUGACGGUGACGAAGCUGGCCCUGUCAUCCUACGAUGAAGACACUCUACGAAGUGCCGCCAUCUUCUUUAACACCUUGAUCGAUGCGGAGGUCGAUGGCAUUGUCGACAGCCGGCUUUUCGCUCGAGCGCUCCUGGAUCUCGUCCGCAGAGGUGUAGCUGCUGGCGAGGAGAUCGAAGGCAGGUUGAUAGAGCUGUUGUUCGGAGUGGCCAACAAUAUUCGUCUGCAGCCUCAUAUCCUAUCCGCCUGGUUCGUCCCGAAACAGCGGUCAGAUUCCGACGACGGAGACCAGACACACUCAGGGAAGGAAUUUGCUGGAGAAACGAGAAAGGACGACUUCCCGCUCUUUUAUCUGUUGAUUGAGUAUGUACACCAUGAAGGUCGAGCAGGUGAUUUUGCGCGCACGGGCUUGCUGUAUAUCAUCGAAACAGCGUCCAACUCGCGGCCUUUGGAACGGUGGUUGAUCGAGAGUGACUUGGCCACGCUGAUGGCCACUGGAUUAGGAGCGCUCUACAGUCAACUGGGCCGAACUCUCUCCUUUUCCGUGACGGACGAAGAUGUACCCCCAAUAAUCGCGUUUUCUGACCAUGCGCGCCAGGAGACUGCGGUACAGCCACAGCUCGGCGCUCAUAUGGAUUCGUUCCUCUCGUACCUUCUGUUCUGGCAGGAUACCGUCGAUCACUGUAAAUCCGCAGAAGUAAACGACACAUUGCUGGACCAUUUCCAGAUCCUUUUCUUACAGCAGCUUCUUUACCCAUCAUUGCUCGAAUCAUCCGAUGUGGACGGCGGCUCCACACCCGCCGUCCUUACAUAUUUGUACCGAAUUCUGGAAUCGAUAGACCAGCCUUAUCUGAUCCAUCGAAUUCUUCAUUACUUGCUCGCAUCGUCAUCCGAACCCGAACCUAUAACGGAGACAACCCGUAUGCCAACCCAACCUGUCCGCAUGUCGCUCAGUCGUAGAAAGUCAUUGGAUAUAUUGGCUGCUUUCGCCGAAGAAGCCGCCAAGCCCUCCCCGUCGCUGUUCAAUCUCGUUGAUCUGGUCCUCAUGAGCAUCAAGUCUCAUAAUCGACAAACUGUGAUUGCUACCCUGCGACUGCUGGCGGUGAUCUUGCAGAGGCAUCACUCCUUUGCUGGCUCUCUGAUCCAGACGAGUCCUCCCAGCUACCAGGAGACGCAACGGACAGUCGGUGCACUGAACGCGGAAUUGCAGCAAUUCCUGUCCAUGGCCACCACUAUGGUUGAUGAUCCGACUCUGGACGAGUCUUACGAGAACUACCUGAAGGACGCAACGUUCAUUCUCGAGUCACGUCUCUUCCUCCUGACCCCGUCGGUGGGCAACUUCCCAGAUGGACCAGCCGAUCGACCCUUGGAUGUCCAGGACGAUGACCCGAUCUUGAAGGAGAUCCUGCGGCUUCUGGACUCCUUUUUCACCAACAGUGUUGUCGUGAACCUGGCCCUGACCGAAGUGAUCACAAGCCUUGCCUCGUCCAAUCUCGUCUCACUUGACGGCUGGCUUCUCGUGAAGCCAUCCAACUAUGAGUAUGGACCGGAGGCGGCAUCGGAUUCCAGUGUGCAAUCUCCAGAGCCGGGCACGGAGCCGCAAUCGCAACCAAACGAGACAGAUCCGUUUUCCAUGAUCAAGUUCGCGUACAAGGAACCGACAUGGUCGGAGAAGAAUGUUCCCUUGGUGACGGGGAGGCUUCAGAGUCUAGUGAAGCAUGUCGAGGAUUGGCGACGCGACAUCCCAGACUUUGAUGUCCUCGUUGCGGCGCGCCGUGAUCUGCUGCACCAGGACGAAAAGCCACAGCCAAUGCCUAUUCGAUCUCGACAACCGUCUGAGCCUCCAAUUGGCACUCCCAAUGGACGGCCGCUGCAGCGCGUAGCACGUUUCGAGGUAGAGUCUGCUUCGCCAAGGGGGCGAAACCCCAGACCGUUUGACCUUUCCGAGGCAUCGCCAUCCCGGUUUGCAGCUGGAGGCUCCCCGUUGCGGGAACAGUCAGUCCGUACGCCCCCGUCCCGUGGGGUGUCUGCUUCACGGUCAGUCGUCGCGGAGGAUCUGCGCCGCCGUCUUGCUAUGCCAUUCCAGGUCGACAAACCGAUACCAGGUUCCGAACCCCAGCCUGUUAAACCGGAGGCUGCCAGCAUCGACGGCGAAGCACCUGCGGAAGAGCAGUCUAAAGCCCAGGACGCUGGGGAGACGGUCACUCUGGGCCAUGUGCUGACCAACACGGUCAUUCUUUAUGAGUUUAUCCUGGAGCUGGCGGCGCUGGUGCAAGUGCGUGGCAGCCUGUUCCAAGAAGCCGGAUACACGCGAUGAGUCUGCUGAGUAGGUGAUGAUAGUACGAUAUGUGUCAUUAUUAUUAUGUCUCGGACCCUGUAUAAACAGUCUUUUCCGUCUCUAGCUUUCCCCAUCUCCCCCUUCUGCAUCGUUUUCGAGUUUGGUUCCAUUAUACCCACGUCCCGCUUAUCUAGAUCGUGCUUCUUCCUUGUAGUUAGGUACAGUUCGGAACAUACUACUUGAUAGCUGAAGAGGGAGCCAUUUUGAAACACAAUGCAUGGUGAAAAGUAAACAGUACCGUAGCGAUUGGGAGCCAAGUGUCAAUUAGACCAGAUUAUCGUUCUUUGUCUAUGUAUUCCUGUACGAGCGGUCAAAUAUGAUUGGACCACCAUGAGAUGUUAAAAUAAAAUAACAGACCAUCUGUAAUCCUACUCCAGUACUGGGUUUGAGAUCGUCAUGGUCCAGGCGCGUGCCGUCCCUACUUAAGUAGGGGCGAGGCACCAGAAAGCUUGAAGAAACUCG
Molecule: messenger RNA, 3359 nt
Organism: Paecilomyces variotii
Lineage: Eukaryota; Fungi; Ascomycota; Eurotiomycetes; Eurotiales; Thermoascaceae
Product: Retinoic acid induced 16-like protein-domain-containing protein
Exons: 5
Coding region: 288-2876 (862 amino acids)
Source: RefSeq, a predicted model, not a curated record